Messenger RNA from Ruditapes philippinarum (Manila clam), 2589 nucleotides. RefSeq lists its product as uncharacterized. Gene Ontology annotation, biological process: negative regulation of gene expression. Gene Ontology annotation, molecular function: transcription corepressor activity. Gene Ontology annotation, cellular component: nucleus; cytoplasm. The transcript has 5 exons. The record is from RefSeq and is a predicted model, not a curated record. The coding region runs from base 1 to 1797 and encodes 598 amino acids. NCBI's taxonomy places the organism in Eukaryota, Metazoa, Mollusca, Bivalvia, Venerida, Veneridae.
AUGGGUACAGGUUCGCUUAAAUAUUCAAUUAAAGAAGUGGCCUCUGAAAUGGUAAUGGCAAUAGAAAGAUUUACAAAGGAAUAUGAGGACAAAGGAAUAGGAGCAGUUCCAAUAAAAGAAGUACAGAUCGUGAUGCACCCGAAAGAUUUAAUUUUAUUUGAGACCUUCCAGAGAAUUAUUGAAAAGCUAGAUUGUUGUGUUUUUAAAAUCAAGACUUUGUUCACAGUAACACCAGCUACAGAAGUCAGUGUUAUUUUUGAAAUAACCAGAAAUGAAAAGAAUGUUGAUAGAUGUCAAUCAUGGCUCAGAUCUGAAGGUAGACUUACUCCGAAUAGUAAGCUGGCACAGUUACCCCAUGAGCAAGAGUGUGUACAUUCAACUCUCUGUCAAAGGCCCGACAAAGAUACUAGCCGCUUAACAUCUAAACAAUGGCAAGAUACCGCUCUUUCCAAAAGAAGCCACUGGCCAGGGGGUGAAUUUUUUUCAAAUGCUCAUAAGCGAGAUACUGAUAAUCCGUUAACCAAUUCAAGGCUAUAUAGUGCUCAUUCAGCCACCAGCUUUUGGCCAGGCGUUGCAUAUUCCAGCACAAAUGAAAUGUCAAGCGAUGCAUAUUACGCCACAGAUCACAAGCCAAGUGAUACAAGUUCCAUCACAGAUAAAAAAGACCGUACUGCAUAUUCCGUAACAAACCAAAGGCCAGGUGUUGCAUAUUCCGCCACGGAUCACAGACCAUGCGUUGCGUUUUUAACCACAGAUUACAGGCCAGGCGCUGCCACAGAUCACAAGCCAAGUGCUACAUGUUCAACCACAGAUGAAAGACCAGGUAUUGCAUAUUCCGCCACGGAUCACAGGCCAGGAAUUGUGCAUUCCGCCACAGAUCACAGGGCAAUUGUUACAUGUUCCACCACGGACGAAAUACCGGGUGUGUUAUAUUCCGCUAAAGAUCAAAGACCAAGUGUUGCAUAUUCCGUCAUCGAUCACAAGCAUGAUAUUGCAAAACUAGGCACUUCGAAGUUGAUUGACCAGGAAACAACUGGAUAUGUUGCUGAAGUUGUCAAGGUAAACAAAGUAAAAAAUACCGCUAGGGAUCGCCCCAAAUCUGCAGGUCUGCAACGUGCAAGUGUACCUACAUUUUUUGAAUUCUCAUAUGCAUAUGAAAUAUAUAAAAUGCUCGUGUGUAAAUUUGGUAUAGAGGGUGAAAUAAAUGUUCAAGUUUAUUGUGGUGAUAUAAUAAAUUUGCAGAAUAUCCAAGCUGUUGUAUGUAGCGAAAAUAUAGCAGGAAAUGCUAAAGGUAUCGUAGCGAAGUUAUUGUUGAAAAAUGGAGGUGAAGAAUACCUGCAGGAUAAGGCAACUAAGUUUAGUCAUAUGCCAGCAGUUGGUGAUAUUGUCACAACCUCUGGAGGAAGAAACAGCUAUAUGUGGAUUAUACAUGCAAUUAUGCCGCGGAAAGAACCAAGCGCAAUACGUAAGAUGUACUCAAAAAUAUUUGAAGAAGUUGCAGAAAGAAGAUUUACAUCUGUAUCCUUGCCCUUAUUAGGAACAGGUGUAGGCGAUGUAGAUCCAAGGACAUGUACAGAAAUGCUUUUGAAUGAACUGAUACAAUUUUGCCAAACACAAAGAUGGCAAAAACUUUCGCUACAUAUAGUUUCCAAUGACGAGCUAGUUUGUGAUAUUGUCAAAGAUGUGUUUACUAAGACUAUUGACGAGAUGAAUACCAUAGAAAAGCCCACCAAACACGAGGACGAUUUUGUGUUAAACAACAUAACGGACGAAUCAUCUGAUGAUGGGGAGAUCUAACGUGAACCACGAGACCAGGUUUGGUAAUCCGGGCAUAACUUCUUUUCAGAGCGUAGCUGAGGAAUUUGAAGAAAACAAACAUUCAAUAUAGAAACUAUUGAAACGACAUCUUUAAGGAUAAAAAAAACAAUGUUUAUAAUGUGACAGGCGCACACAUCUUUAGCGCAAACUUCCAUGAUUCAAUUUAUAACAAGAAAUAUCUUAAGAAAAAGAUAUUCGACAGAAUUGUCCUGGUUAACUUGUAUAUUGUGUUAUUUAUCAUUUUUAGAUACAUAUUUAUUUGACAGAAUAAACAAUGAGGUUAUUUAUAUUGAGAAAUGGAACACUGUGAGAUGUAUGUGUUCCUUAAUGAAUAUGUCUUGUUUCGAUAAGUGAACUCAGUUUCUAACACCAACAUCUACGCAGUCGGUAGGCAAUUAUAUUUAUAAAUACUCUAUUAAUAUGCAAAAAUAGAUAUAAAUUAUGAAAAUUGUAUCAAUUGAACAGAUCAAUGAUCAUAUAAUUUAUUGGUCAUUUAUUUGAGGGAGCCUGACAAUCGCAACUACUCGGCCCUUUCCGUCAGUCUUCGGAUAAGGACCUCGAACACAAUAGUAUGAAUACAAAGAACGGAUGCGGUAUUUCGGUCUAACCUACGCUAAGAAACUAAACAUGUAAACAAGCAAUAUAUGUAGUAAAGUCCACCUAAACUAAGUAAAUUCAUAUUUCGGAUUUGUUUAAAAUUGAACAUCAGUGGGCAUACUUAAAUUACAAAUUGUUGUCAGGCAUGUUUUUAAGCAUAAGAGUACCGGGACA